AUGACCCAAGACGAAGUCUACCUCCAAGUCCUCGCAGCGUCAGGUGAAAGAUCCGAUCAGAAAAAUGCCAGGAAAGUCCUCUCUCUCUUGAAGCAAGGGAAACAUUGGAUUCUCGUGGCUCUGCUCCUCGGCAAUACAAUGACCAAUGAGGCUUUGCCGGUUGUGCUAGACGACAUGCUGGGUGGUGGGUUAGGAGCGGUAGUGGGUAGUACCGUGCUGAUCGUGAUAUUCGGCGAAAUCAUACCGCAGUCCAUUUGUGCGCGCCACGCUCUCAGAGUCGGUGCGUGGAUGGUGUCCUGUGUUGAAAUCUUCAUGUAUAUUAUCUCUCCGGUCGCGUGGCCUAUUGCAAAGUUGCUUGAUCUGCUCGUUGGACGCAAUCACGGCACGAUCUAUAAGAGGUCCGAGCUCAUGGCUCUCUUCUCUUUUCACAAGACGUUGGGCAAGCCCGAUGAACGACUGAACUUUGAUGAAGUGAUGAUUGUGCAUGGGGCGCUUGGUAUGAGGGACAGAUCUGCUGCUUGUAUCAUGACCCCCAUCGCGGAUGUCUUCUCUCUGUCUGCUGACGCUGUCUUGGACGAGUACACCAUGGAGCGCAUUCAUCUGAAGGGAUACUCUCGGAUUCCCGUGCACGCUCCUGACAACCGGAGACGAAUUGUCGGCUUGCUUCUCGUGACGAACUUGGUUAGGUACAACCCGAAGUCUUGCAAACGAGUGCGCGAUUUUACCCUGGACCCGGCUCGGGCGGUACAUUCAAGUACGAAUUGCUUAAGCAUUUUGAAGAUGUUCCGACAAGGGGUUUACCACAUGGUUCUCGUCUCUGAUAGUCGGAGGAAUCCACACCAAGCCAUUGGCAUCCUCACACGAGAGGACGCCGUUGAAGAGUUGAUCGGAGAAGAGAUCUUGGACGAGUAUGACGAUCUGAAAAAGAAUGAGCAGCGAGUGACUCGUCAGCGGAACCGUUUCCCUUUGCCCAAUGUCUCUUCGCGGAAGAUCAUUGCACGGCGUCCUUCAUAUGCAAUCUCGGCUCCACAGGGGGAACUCAUCAACCUCGAGCCAGUGGAAACUGCCAUCUUUCAAAAAUUCGGUGCCGUUGAUUUGUUCAGCGCUGCGAAUCAGUGGAGCUCUAUUCAGCAUGUGAUCUCUAUAUCUGAAGUGCCGGCGGAGAGUUGA
This is a messenger RNA of Penicillium antarcticum, 1170 nucleotides long. RefSeq lists its product as uncharacterized. Lineage: Eukaryota; Fungi; Ascomycota; Eurotiomycetes; Eurotiales; Aspergillaceae. The record is from RefSeq and is a predicted model, not a curated record. Gene Ontology annotation, biological process: magnesium ion homeostasis. Bases 1 to 1170 code for a protein of 389 amino acids. Gene Ontology annotation, cellular component: intracellular membrane-bounded organelle. The transcript has a single exon.